Messenger RNA from Trachemys scripta elegans, 3012 nucleotides. RefSeq names its product kinesin-like protein KIF21B. The record is from RefSeq and is a predicted model, not a curated record. The coding region runs from base 280 to 906 and encodes 208 amino acids. The transcript has 8 exons. Lineage: Eukaryota; Metazoa; Chordata; Testudines; Emydidae.
GCAAGCCUGAACCAAGAACUUUGCCAUUACUGGGCUGCAGGUGGCUCAGAAAGAAGCCCAGAUUCGCCUGCUGGAAGGGCGCCUGAGACAAACGGAUGUGACCGGCUCCUCCCAGAACCAUGUGAUCCUGGAUGCCCUGCGGGAGAAAGCGGAGUCCCACCCCGAGCUGCAGGCGCUCAUCCACAACGUGCAGCAAGCUUCUCCCAGUCUUUCAUCCUGAAGGGCUCGGCCAGCCAAGACGACUUCAAGUUCAAGGGGGAACCCAAGCUGUCAGGCCAGAUGAAGGCUGUGUCGGCCGAGUGCCUGGGACCCACGUUGGACAUCUCCACCAAGAACAUCACCAAGUCCUUGGUGUCCCUCAUGGAGAUCAAGGAAGACGGGAUCGGCUUUUCCAUCUGGGAUUCCUACUACAAGGAUAAGGUCUCCCGCACCAUCAGCCUGCCCACCCGCGGCAGCACCUUCCCUAGGCAGUCCCGUGGCUCAGACACCUCGCCUCUGACCCGGAGGAAAUCCUAUGACCGGGGGCAGCCUGCCAGGACUUCGGACGUUGGCUUCACGCCUCCCUCGUCCCCUCCCACCAGGCCGCGCAAUGACCGCAACGUCUUCUCCCGCCUCACCAGCAACCAGAGCCAGGGCUCCGCGCUGGACAAGUCUGACGACAGCGAUUCCUCUGUCUCGGAGGUGCUGAGUUCAGACAUCUCCAAGCACUUGACAAACGUGGCUUCAGCCUCCCAGCACCCAUGGCGAGGCUGGUCAGGAUUGUUAUCCCUGUCGUGUGCCUCGGUUUCCCCAUCUGCAAAGAGUAAACACCUGGGGUGCAGCCUCUUGGCACCGAGGAUCCUGUGGCUGCUGCUGAGGCCUGUGCAGCCUCCCAGAUAUAUUAGAGCAGCCUUGGGGUUGCUCUAACUCACUGCAAUCUCCCAAAGGGCUGCUUGCCAGCUAUGCCACAACCCAGAGUUCCCCUAAUGGGGUGUGCUAAGGCCCUGGCUCUGCCCCCAGCAUGCCUGGGUUUGCAACACGAGCCACAUAGAACCAAUUACGCUAGCCCAAGGCAGUGUCUGUGCCAGGACAACUCUCCUUCCCCCAUUCCCUGCACAUCAAAAGGGCCAGGCUGGCAGAGGAGCAUCUCCCCACUGGCCUUUGGGUGCCUAUUUGAGACACCGUGGGCCUGACUCUGACACCCUGAGCACCAUCAGCUGGAGUAGUGGGUGCUCAGCGCCCCUCAAAAAAUCCAUUCCAACCAUGCCACAAAUGUGCCGUGUGACCCUGGGCUAGCCCUUUCCCCUCCCUUUGCCUCAGUGUCCCCACCUGUAAUCCAACCCUGCUGGGAGGAGGGGAGGUGCUUAGAGAUCCUGGCUGGGAAGCUGCUUUGGGGCUAUCAACCCUCUCCAUGAUGGGCUCUUCCACCUGGGCUCUUUCCUCAGGGGUGUCGAUUCUCAUGUGCUCAGCGCUCUAGAACCUCCCUCUGAACUCUGCUCACAGCCCCAUUGGCUGUUGCUGGGGCAAAGACUAGAACUGGUUUGAGACAGGAUUGUCUCCUGGCCAGGGAGCCAGGAUUCCUGGGUUCUCUCCCUGUUCUUGGGGGAUUGAGAACUCCUGGGCUCCGUUCCCAGCUCUGCCAUUGAUUCGAUUGUGACCUGUUAAAAAUCCCUUCCCCAUCUGCCAAAGCAGGGUGAAGCUCGUUGCAAAACCGGAGUGGGUCAGAUGGAGAGAGGGCGCUUCCCCCCCACUGGCCACGGGGUGGUGCCCUUAUGCCCCACACAGCACGGCUGGAGCAGGGCCCCAGUUUGUUUAAGCCUGGAGGUUCUGGGGGUUGGGUCCGGAGCCAGCCUGUCCCUGCUAGUCUCUGACUCCACAGGGGAUGGGGCAGCGUGUGCCAUGCAGCAGCCUGGACUCUGUUGGCUUCGGGAUCUUGCCUGGAUGGGGCACAGGGGCCACCCACAGCUCUCACGGCGGGAGGGGGGUAGCUCAUCUGUGCCAGCAGCGAGAUGGCCAGGGGGUGAAGCCCGUUUCCUUUCCAAGCCCCUGCCCCAAGCCAAGGCAGGGUCUGCACGAGUCCCUGAGCCCUUAGCACCAACGGGUGAAGUGAAAGCCCUCUAACAUCUUGGUGCCGUGACUCAGAAGCAUCAUGCUGGACAGGUAAGUAGCAACCAGGUAAGUCCCCCUCCCCAACAGUCCACGCAGAUGCUUGGAGGGGAUAGGGCAGGCCUCAUAAUGGUAGUCACAGGUCCUUGCAAGCUGGGGUGAUGGUCUUUUUGGAUAAGUGGAUAUGGAAGAAUCAGAGCCCAUUCCAGGUAUGGGGGGUCAACAUGGGAUGAGAUUAAAAAGAAAAUGGGAGCAGUGUUAGGGAACCCAGAGGGAUGAGGGCUGGCUGAGGAGCCCACCUUCCUUGGUAAAUGGGUAGCGGAAGAAGGUCCGAGCCCAGGGGACAAAAUGGCUUCCAGGGAAAGGAGGCACUUAAGUCCACUUAUAAGAGGUUUGAAGUAAAGGCAGCAUUAUGGGAGGCUGCCAGUAAUCUUUCAAGUUUGGUGCUACUCCAGCAAAGGCAACUGGAGGAUUGUAAAUUAGAGUUAGGGGUGGUUAAAGGUAAUUUGGCACUACAGGGUUUAGAGUCAAAAGCACAGUUAACGGACCACCUUAAAAGACAGAAGCUGCAAUUUGGUUGUAGGGGAGUGAAGAAAAAAAAGUUUUAAAAUGAAAAUGAGCAGGUUAACACAUGGAGUUGCUCGGAAACAGUGAACUGCAACAGAGCAGAGCAAUCCUGAGAUUCAUUUGGGAUGCAAAUAAAAGCAACAGAGACUGGGGGAACAAAUUCAGGGUUUGCAGGAGCAGAUAACAAACCCCACUCCUCUCCCAGAGCCAGGAUAAAAACCUAGGUGUAAGGAUUCUCAACUAUUUUAACCUAGGUAGCCCACUCUUUGCUCAGAGCUAACUAUAUCCUUUUCUUCUUCUUCUUCUUCCACCUCCUCAUCCUCCAUUUGCUUACUUUGCUGCUGUUAGCCUGUUCUUUAA